Molecule: messenger RNA, 788 nt
Organism: Carica papaya (papaya)
Lineage: Eukaryota; Viridiplantae; Streptophyta; Magnoliopsida; Brassicales; Caricaceae
Source: RefSeq, a predicted model, not a curated record
ACAAAUAUAGAUGGGAAGACGUUCAAGAAGCCCCGUCGCCCUUAUGAGAAGGAACGUUUGGAUGCCGAGUUGAAGCUGGUUGGAGAGUACGGGCUGCGAUGCAAGAGAGAGCUGUGGAGGGUUCAGUAUGCUCUGAGCCGCAUCCGGAAUGCUGCAAGAGAGCUUCUCACCUUGGAUGAGAAGAACCCACGCCGGAUCUUUGAAGGUGAGGCACUUCUUCGGAGGAUGAACCGCUAUGGGCUUUUGGAUGAGAGCCAGAACAAGCUUGAUUACGUCUUGGCAUUGACUGUGGAGAACUUCCUUGAGCGCCGCUUGCAAACCCUUGUUUUCAAGUCUGGUAUGGCUAAGUCCAUUCAUCAUGCCCGAGUUCUCAUCAGGCAGAAGCAUAUCAGGGUUGGGAGACAGGUUGUGAACGUCCCAUCUUUUCUGGUGAGGAUUGAUUCACAGAAGCAUAUUGAUUUCUCACUCACUAGUCCAUUUGGUGGUGGGCGCCCUGGAAGGGUGAAGAGAAAGAACAUGAGAGCAGCUGCCAAGAAGGCUGCUGGUGGUGAUGGAGAUGAAGAGGACGAGGAAUGAGUGAGUAGUUUUGAUGUUUUGCUGAUGAGUAAUAGGACUGUGCUCAUAAUUAGUUUUCAAAACAAUUCUAUCAACCUAGUUCUGGAAUGUGUUCACUGCAUUUUAAUUUUCUUGGUUUUGAUGUUGAAAUGUUUUAGAGAAAUUUUCUUUGUUAUAUGAUAUGGACAUGAUAUGAAGAAUUCUAUUACAUUGAGCUCCAAAUGAGGCUGUUA